UCUGUUCACAAAUUCUCUUUCCCGCAAGUUCCGACAGCAAUGGUAUCGAUUACGGAAAUCGAAGUUCCCAAAUGCCCCAAACCGUAUUUAGGAGGAUAUCGUAACACGAAAACGAACAUAGAGUAUUUGAAUGCAGCUUCGCAGACCGCACCGAGAUUCGUGAAGCGUGGAAAUGCGGAAACUCGUGAAGUUCAACACGUUGAAAAGGCGGAAGUUGGUACACAACCAGUUCGUCAAAAUGCGACGCAGACGUGGAGGAAGGAUUUUUAUAUUCAGAACUGUACAGACGUUUAUAAAAGCGCGAAAACUUACGAGUCUAACGAGCAAAUGGUCAAACGCAGAGGUCUCGAUGGCCAGGCACGCGUUAUCCAGAAAGCUUAUCGUGCCUAUCGCUUGAUGAAGUACAUUAAAGAGUGCUCUAAAGAAUACCGGAAAAGAUUGGAAGAUUGCAAAAAAUUGGAAAUCGAAAGGAUCGAAACUCUCCGGCAACGUCACCAGACCGAUAUAAUACGACAAACAUUUCCACGCGCUCGAGGGGAUUUCGACAAAUUGUACAAUUUGAUCGAUCGUUGGCGGACUUCCCGUCUGGAAAUGGCGAAAAAUCGGUUUUUUUCUGGAGCACGGAAAGCCGAGAGCUGUCGCAUCCUCGAAAAAAUGACGGAAAUGUUGAAAUCGCUGGAGGAACAUCGACGUUUCGUUUAUUUAGAGAAACAGGAAAAAAAGCGCAUACGUUUUUUGGCGAAACACUGCAAACCUAUAAAAUGGCAUGGCUAUAAAGCCAAAAAAGUUGAAAUGAUAACACUGAGAAUACAAAAAGCUCGGGAGUACAAAAAUAUCAACGAGAAUUUGACGAGGAACGAUAAAAGUGUGGAGGAGCGAAUUGAAUUUUUGAUUCUUCUUAAAAAUGCGUUGAUCGAUCACAGCUGCGAACCCGUUCAACAUUUCCUGCAUCUGAUCGAUCAGGAAAUUGCACUCAUUUCAAGUGGCGUUCACAACAAGUGGCUGAAUAAUUUACGUCAAAGGAUUUCUAUUGCAUUUCUAAAAUUCGUCGCCGAAUCAGGAGAUUGCACUUGCACGACUGAAGCCGAGGAUCGAUCGAACUCGGAGUUUUCGGAGUCGGGAACGACGAAGAAAUUGGUGUGCAAAAGUUGCUUGAAAAUUAUGCCAUUCACGAGUUUCUCAGCGCACGUAAGAAUGCGAAAAGUUUCGUGUUGUCUCAGUUGUACGUGGCUCCGUCAACAGAAUAUCGACAAAUUGGAUUACGACCCCUACACUUUCAUGCUCAACGGAAUCCGGGCGGACGAACAAAGACGCAAUUGUUACUCGAGUUUGCUUUACGUAAUGCAGGAGCCCGGAGUUUAUCAUCUCGUAAACAACAUUUGGCACGGUCAUUCGAUAGUGAGCGAAACCGAGGACAUUUACAACCUGCGAUUGGUCCGUUUCAACAUCGCGGAGGAGUGGUCCCCGUGGAAUUGUAUUUUGCUCACGACCGAGGAAGCCGAGACUCAUUACUUCGUCAAAAACUUUGAGACUUUUUACUCGAAGCGUUUGCUCCACAGAAUUCAUCUCGCUCAUCAAAUUGCCAAGUCUCAUUUCAAAGAAUUAAUCAAGUUUGAAAAAAAUUUCCGAGUCUCUUCUCGAUACUACAUGAUCCAGGACCGAGAAGAUUACGUCCCAUCGGAAUCCCUCGCAUAGGAAAAUUUCCAGGCACCGGGAAAAUGUUGCGAUGCUUUCCUGCCCAGGAAACUGUUAAAAUUGUAUUUUACAAUCGACGAAUAAAACGCCUCGCGUUUUCAGUAUUUUAUAAUCCAUAAAAAGGAGCGUUUCCUCGCUCCUGUUUCUGAGGAAUGGAAUGAAAAAUGUACUGAAUCGUUAAUGAGAUUGAAAUUUCUGUAGACUGGUAGCCUCGCCAUGAAGUGGGUCACAGCGAAAAUGGUGAAUCACGAGCAAGCGAUUCUGCUGCAGUUUCUGUAAAUUCGCGACAGUAUUAAAGAAAAAUGAAUGUUCAGGUA
Venturia canescens is the source of this 2012-nucleotide messenger RNA. Its product is annotated as IQ and ubiquitin-like domain-containing protein. Gene Ontology annotation, biological process: cilium assembly. The record is from RefSeq and is a predicted model, not a curated record. Bases 40 to 1695 code for a protein of 551 amino acids. The transcript is spliced from 6 exons. NCBI's taxonomy places the organism in Eukaryota, Metazoa, Arthropoda, Insecta, Hymenoptera, Ichneumonidae. Gene Ontology annotation, cellular component: motile cilium; acrosomal vesicle.